AUGGCUUCCCGGCCGAUUCUGCUGCGGUUCGAGAGUCGGAACGGCCAGUUUCGAUUUACCGUCGACCCGCAGGAGCUCUUCCCUUCUCUCCAACAAAAGAUCAUCGAGCAUCUCCCAUCAGACGUCGCUUCAUCCUCGAUUACCCUCUCGAAUAAACCGAUAGGCACAGGUGGCGAAGAGAGACAGUUGGAGGCUCUGCAGGGAGUCUCAAUCGGCCAAGUUGGCCUGAAACAUGGGGAUAAGCUCUUCCUCGGAUAUCAGGACCAGGCCACACAACAGAAUGGCCCCCCCAACGGCUACACACCCACCACCGCCGAGCGGCGAUUGAACGGAGCACCAGUACCACAGCAACAGACAGUGCCACUGCGCCCCCAACCCUCAUCACCUUCUGCCACCGUCAAGAAUCCAUGGGAUGUGGUGCAACAAUCUCCCCUCGACGAUCUUCUCGACAAGAAGGAUGGCAAGAUCAAGCGGAGCCAAGAUCUGAAAAUGUGCAAGCAUGGACCUCGAGGCAUGUGUGACUACUGUAUGCCGCUGGAGCCAUACGACAAGCAAUACAUGUCGGACAAGAAGAUCAAGCACUUGUCCUUCCACUCUUACCUGCGGAAAAUCAAUGCGGCCACCAAUAAACCCGAAAUUAAGGGCUCAUUUAUGCCUCCGCUCAACGAGCCUUUCUACCGUGUUCGCCGGGAUUGUCCAUCUGGGCACCCAUUGUGGCCGGAAGGUAUUUGCACAAAGUGUCAGCCCAGUGCGAUCAGCUUGCAACCACAAGAAUUCCGCAUGGUCGACCACGUGGAGUUUUCAACACCGGGAUUGAUCAACACCCUUCUGGACUUUUGGCGAAAGUCAGGUGGUCAGCGGCUAGGGUUCCUGUAUGGAACAUACGAAGAGUAUGCCGAAGUGCCACUGGGUGUCAAGGCUGUCGUCCAAGCGAUAUACGAACCUCCGCAGGUGUGUGAAGUCGACGGUGUGACUCUGCACGAAUGGCACAACGAGCAAGAGGUGGACGAGGUGGCCGGUCUCUGCGGCUUGCAGAAAGUGGGAGUGAUCUUUACAGACCUGCUCGAUGCCGGGCGUGGGGAUGGGUCAGUGGUGUGCAAACGGCACAUCGAUUCAUAUUAUCUGUCCUCGCUGGAGAUUGCCUUUGCCUCACGGCUGCAAUCACAAAAUCCAAAGGCCACCAAAUGGAGCCGGACUGGACGGUUUGGCUCUGAUUUCGUGACAUGUGUGCUUAGUGGUGACGAGACUGGGGCCAUUUCCGUGAGCUCGUACCAAGCAUCGGUGUCCGCGGUGGAGAUGGUCCGGGCAGACAUCAUCGAGCCGUCAGCCGACCCGUCUGUGAUGUUGGUGCAAUCAGAGGAAGACAACCCUGAUAACAAGACACGGUAUAUUCCUGAGGUCUUCUUCCGACGCAUUAACGAGUAUGGGGCAAGCGUUCAAGAGAAUGCCAAGCCCAGUUUCCCAGUAGACUUCCUACUGGUGACGCUCACACACGGAUUUCCCACCGAAUCAACACCACUAUUUACCGACAGCCGCUUCCCCGUCGAGAACCGCGAAGUCAUUGGCGAGAGCCAGGAGCUGCGACAUGUGGCACAGAAACUCGUGUCGCAUGGCGAUCCCGACAAAGCCAUCCAAGGCGUGUCCGACUUCCAUCUCCUGUGCUUCUUGCACGGACUGGGCACGUUCAACAAGGAUGAGGAAGGUCUCCUCUGCCGCGUGGCAACGUCCCACGCCCCCGCGGAUGGAAUGCAGCUAUUGAAUACCCCCGGAUGGGCAACCUUGGUGACAAUUCUUCAGGAGAGUGGUGAGCGCCCCCCUAAGCGCCCCUUGCCCACAGCAUCCGAGCCCAGAAAACGGCGUCCCCAUUCACCCGCUUCCCAUCUCCCCUGCUCUGUCUCUCCCAAGUCCGACGGUGAGCAGCUUGCUAAGAGGUUCAAGGGAGCUAGUCUAGAAUGA
Molecule: messenger RNA, 1956 nt
Organism: Penicillium alfredii
Lineage: Eukaryota; Fungi; Ascomycota; Eurotiomycetes; Eurotiales; Aspergillaceae
Gene: npl4
Product: nuclear protein localization protein 4
Exons: 4
Coding region: 1-1956 (651 amino acids)
Biological process (GO): ubiquitin-dependent protein catabolic process
Cellular component (GO): nucleus
Molecular function (GO): ubiquitin binding; ubiquitin protein ligase binding
Source: RefSeq, a predicted model, not a curated record